AUGUCUUAUUUAAGUUUAUCAAACGUUAAUAAACGAAGGUCUUCCCUUCAUGGUCUGAACUCGGAAAUGUGUUGUAAAAUUGAUGGUGAAACAAUUCAAUGUCAUGUUAAUGAAUUGAUUCAGAAGCAAGUCAUUGGACAUGGUGCUUUUGGCAUGGUUUUUGAAAUGCUACACAAACCAUCACAGAAAGUAAUGGCAGUCAAGAAAUUGAAGCUUAUAACAUCUGAUGCUGACAAACAAAAAAGUAUAUGUAGGGAUUUGGAUAUUUCCAAACUUGCCGACAGUCAAUACACAGUCAGAUUUUAUGGCGCCUUAUUACAUGAGGGUGAUGUCUGGAUUUGUAUGGAGAUUAUGGAUUUAUCCUUGGAGAGAUUCUACUUGCAAGCAAAAGAAUUAGGCCAGACGAUUCCAGAAGAAUUCUUAUCGAAAGUUACAUUUUCAGUUCUUAGUGGUUUGAUCUAUCUGAAAGAAACGCUCAAAAUAAUUCACAGAGAUGUUAAGCCAUCCAACAUUUUAAUCAACUCUGAUGGUGUCGUACGUAUCUGUGAUUUUGGUAUCAGUGGACCUCUCGUUGAUUCCAUUGCACAAACCAAAGAUGCUGGAUGCAAAGCUUACAUGGCUCCUGAACGAAUUGACCCCAGAUUAAGUAGCUCGGAUUAUGAUACCAGAUCUGAUGUUUGGAGCCUUGGUAUUACAUUGGUGGAAUUAGGAAACUGUUGCUACCCUUACAAGCUUUCAGCCAACCCAUUUGCACUAGUCGAGCAGAUUGUAAAGGGUGAACCGCCGAAAUUAGCCAAAGGAAAAUAUUCUGUUGUCUUUGAAAAUUUCAUUCAACAAUGUUUAGAGAAAGAGAAACAUCACCGAUCUAAGUACAAGAACUUGAUAAAUCAUCCAUUUAUACAGAAAGCAAACAAACUGAAUUUUGAUAUGAAAAGAUAUGCGACAGAAAUAAUUGAAGAAUAUCGAAAAAAACCAAAUAUUUAUGAAAAUGAAUAUUUAUAG
Acanthosepion pharaonis is the source of this 1002-nucleotide messenger RNA. Lineage: Eukaryota; Metazoa; Mollusca; Cephalopoda; Sepiida; Sepiidae. The record is from the annotation of a GenBank genome assembly.